AUGCACGGCUACAAACAUCCUCCGAGCUGGAGGCUCUGGCACCCAAACCAGGGAGUCGUCUUCCAGCAGCCACUUUAUCCUGUCCUCGAUGUCGCUCGGUUCUUCACGGAGGCUUCAGCGGUGGAGAAUAUCAGUACUGGCCCGGAUGGUUCUGGUAAAGAGAUGAUCAACACCAGUUUCAAAAACCUCGGGAAAUUCAACGCAGACUCAAAUGACAACCUCGCGGCGCCCGAGGUGCAUAAAGCGCCUCUUGCUGAGGAACCUCCUUCGGAGGCUCCUCAGGAAUCCUCGACACAUCCCACAGAAGCAUGUGAGCCAGCCUUGAGGGAAGAGGAGGCACAGGCCGAAGUCGUGGAUGAGCCAUCAAGAGGUCCUCCUUUCACCCCGCUCGACUACAAGAUCCCAGAGGAAAGCUUCAGCGCUGCCAUGGCAGCGGUCGAGGGAACGCCCGAGUCCUUUUGGACAUAUGCAAUGUAUCGAGGACCUAGCGACAAUGAGAGUGGCAGGGAGGGCGAAGCGAAAGUCAAGGUGCACUACUGCAAAAGCGCCCACACUGCGGAGCGAGUCUGUCAAUACUUUUUGAAGGAGAAAGUCAUUGGCUUCGACUUGGAGUGGUCAAUGGAGGCCUACAGAUCUAGCUCGCCUCGAAAGAAUGUCUCUCUGGUGCAGCUAGCCAGCCAAAGCCGGGUUGCGCUGCUUCAUCUUGCAUUGUUUCCAGAAAAGGACAGAUUUGUCGUUCCGACUUUGAAGCGCAUUAUGGAGGAUCCAGGGAUUACAAAGACUGGAGUGUGGAUCAAAGGCGACUGCACCAGGCUCCGAAAGUUCUUGGGUAUCGAGUCCCGAGGAGUCUUUGAAUUGAGUCACUUGUACCGACAGGUCAAGUAUACAAGGAAUGGGAGGCAUGACCUGAUCAACAAGAAACUUGUGUCAUUGGCCAACCAAGUCCAAGACACAAUGCAUCUGCCAUUGUUCAAAGGGCAAGAUGUGAGAUCCAGUGAUUGGUCCAAGUCAUUGGGCAUGGAUCAGAUUGUAUACUCAGCGUCAGAUGCGUAUGCAGCAGUCCAUCUUUACGCCAUGCUCAAUUACCAACGCGAGAGUCUCGACCCAACGCCGCCUCUGCCCUUUCAUGUAGAGCACGAGCAACCAAUUCCUCUGGCGCCUGGUAUCGAAAGCUCGAGCUCCGACGAAUCUGAUGCUGAGGAGGAGGAGCUCGAGGCCAUAGCAGAUGCCGGGUACGGAGCGUCCAUAUUGACUCCCGAGCAGCUUGAGGCACUUGGUGAGACCAUUCAAAUCGAGGCCGGCGAAGAAGACUCCAACGACAGUAAAGCCACAGCAGAGGCACCAAAAGCAGCGAAACCAAAAUCCAGAUCUACCACAGCAGCAGCAAAACCGGCGACACCACAGAAAGACCCCAGAAUUGUCGCCGCAGAAACCUGGCUCAUGGAGUACAAGGCAACACGUCCAGGUGGGAAGACCAAAGCUGCAGCUGCGGCCUUGAGGGCGUACUUUAUAUGGCACGCAAACGACGAUUUGAGCGUCGAUAGCAUCGCACAGCUGCUAAGGGACCCUCCCCUGCAGCUCAACACCGUCUGUGGCUACAUCCUUGAAGCGGUCAAAGUAGAGAAACUAUCAUAUGACCCGGCCCGACUCAGGGCAGUGCUCAAUCUCUACCCUCAGGAGCAGGCUCAGAGAAGAUUUGCGGCGUUGUUCAGGGCCACGGCGAAUGUGUCUGUGCCGUGA
Messenger RNA from Diaporthe amygdali, 1740 nucleotides. RefSeq lists its product as uncharacterized. Gene Ontology annotation, biological process: nucleobase-containing compound metabolic process. Gene Ontology annotation, cellular component: cytoplasm; nucleus. The transcript has a single exon. Gene Ontology annotation, molecular function: nucleic acid binding; 3'-5' exonuclease activity. NCBI's taxonomy places the organism in Eukaryota, Fungi, Ascomycota, Sordariomycetes, Diaporthales, Diaporthaceae. Bases 1 to 1740 code for a protein of 579 amino acids. The record is from RefSeq and is a predicted model, not a curated record.